Messenger RNA from Micropterus dolomieu (smallmouth bass), 4813 nucleotides. Its product is annotated as potassium voltage-gated channel subfamily H member 2-like. The transcript has 6 exons. The record is from RefSeq and is a predicted model, not a curated record. NCBI's taxonomy places the organism in Eukaryota, Metazoa, Chordata, Actinopteri, Centrarchiformes, Centrarchidae. The annotation marks the transcript as partial.
AUGAUGCAGAUGCUGGAGAAAUUAAAAAGUCCCAUAAGUCUGUGAGACGUAGACAGAGGGAGGCAGCCAACAACCAAAAACAGGAGGAGGCACUUAAGUGUCAGUGGGAGACACAUCGAAGCUCAGUGUCUUCACACUCCAGUGGUGAUGAGGGGGAGGAGUCAGUUGUGACCAGACUUGCCCCUCCACCGGUAAUGCCGGAGAAUCCGCAGGCUCAGGCUACACCCAUGAACUUCAACAAGAACACUGAGGGUGACGGAGACCCUAAAACUGGGAACACCUGCAAUGCCCUGUCAGGUGCAUUCUCAGGUGUGUCCAACAUCUUUAGUUUCUGGGGGGAGAGUCGGGGGGGUGGUCAGUACCAGGAGAUUCCCAGCUGCAGCCUGGCCUCCCCCCCGCCCCUCAACGCACCGCUGAACAGCUUGAGCCGACAGCAACGCAAUCAACUGGACACACGGCUGGACCUGCUGCAGAAACAGCUCAACAGGUUGGAGAGUCGCAUGUCAACGGACAUCGGGGCAAUCAUGCAGCUCCUGCAGAGACAGAUGGCACUCGUUCCACCUGCCUACAGUGCCAUCUCAUCACCACCUCAGGCCUCACCCUAUGCUGGUCCCGGCCCAGGUCCAGGAGAGGGACUGGUCCAGCUUGUGACACCUCUGGAGACAGACACCCUAGCCUCCUUAACACAGAUCUUGGAUUCCGAGGACUUUGAGGAGUUCUCCACCAAGCCUCUUGACUCCCUGCGGCCCCAGGACUCCUCACUGAUCAAUGCCAGCGAGGGCCAGCUUGCCCCUGCUGUACUGGACAGCCUGGGGCAACAUCUGGAGAUGGGACUAGGAACUGGGGUAAUUUCAGGGCCAGCAGUAAGUUCAGGUUUAGAAUUAGAUUUAAGGAGCGGGGCAGCAGUGGGGUCAAGUUUAGGAACAGGGUUUGACUUUGGUUCUGGGGUAUGUAUGGGGGCUUUGGUUGGGCCAGAGGCUGGAACAGGAGUAUCUUCCAUGGAUCCUGAAACCCAAAGGAGGCUGUCCCUUCAAGAACCUCAGACACCUCUGGACUCAAGGACACCACACAGACACAGCUCGGACCCAGGGGGGAGCUAAGGAAGAGAGAGUGACGGGGGAGGAGAGUAGAAUUGAAGAGAGGGAGAGUGAGGAGAGUGAAUGAGAGUUUUAUUCAGCAGUUCACGAGGCAUGAGUUAGGAACUUUGAUACCUACCACCAAAACCCCUUAGGGCAAACCCCUUAGGGCAGCUACUGUAUCUUCACCAUUGAAAUUUCACCUCUGACCUCUCAAGAAAGGACACACAGCUCAGAGAGAGAAAGAGUGUGAAGCCAGGCUGAUCUGGUCUGGACCUUUCAGUCAGCCACUAUAUGAUGACACGUCUUUGCACACACAUAAAUGACUGCUUAUUUGUAGAAGAUCCCUUUACUGCUGUAUCUACAAACUGGACAAUAUCAGAAAGAAUAAUGACGAAACAAGUAGCCAUUUAUGUCUUGCACUGAAAAUCCUAUUGAUAUAAUAAUUAUUCUAUUCUACAUGUCCAUGGCGCUUCCAAUGAACUCACAAACUGGUCGGUGUUUGUAGUGUUAGCUGGCCUAACAGGAAACCUGCUAUCCUGUUCUGUUAUUGGUUCUUGACGCUCCCCCCUUCCCAAGAGCACACUGGAUUGGCUGGUUUGCACCUCAGGGGUGGGAACUGGAGGGUUAAAGCCAUGAAUUUUCUUGAUGAACAUAUCAGCUGCCCUGUCAGAAACGUUGUUUAGAUUUUCUAAUGAGUGAAGAACAUAUGGCACGCUUAGGCAGUGUUGCAAACAGGUAAACUGGCAAACACCAAAAACAGUUCACUAUAAAUAUUUAAACAAGCAGGAAAUCCCAGUUUACUAAUUCCAUGAGCUAUGAGUUGUGACCUUGUAGAGAAACCGUGAGUUGUGUUUGGUUAUCAAACACUAUGAUGUGAUAAAGUCAGCAAUGACAUGGUACUAGCCUGUUUUGAUUCUAAAAAUCAAAACACAUGCAUAAAGGGAAAAAAAUAUUGAGUGAUUCUAGGUUAUCAUAGUUGAAUUUGCUACCUCAGAUUUCAUUGGUCCUUCAUUCUUUUUGCCUGGGCAAGCACCCAGAAUGCUUUUACCUUGUAUAUACAAGUUGGUCACGUGAUACAUAAAUAUACAAGUUUGCCAGUUUACAAUGACCAGCCGAAUGCGUCCUUAUUCUAUGUAUGGUACAAUAUGCAAACACUGGCAACAAGAGAUGAGUGUGCUUUAAUCUUUAUGAGUGAGAUAAGUUCAGGUCCAAAGCUAUUUAUGUUUGUUUGUCCUGUUAUUUUGUCUUUCAGUAUGUAGAGUAUGACAUAAAGUGUCUUUGCUUCCACAUACUGUAGAGGGUCACUUGGUUUUAUUGAUUAGGACACAUUUAUUUUCUUUGCCCCAAACUGAUUUUAUUCUUGUUUAAACAGGCAAGUAAAUUGUUAAUGUUUUGAAUCUAGACGGCAGAAAUGAAAACCCUUUAAAAUACUUACUAAGUUAUACAAGUCAUAGCAAUCCCAGGAGGAAGAAAUUGUACUUUAGCACCACUGUUUCUGGGAAUAUUUGAAGUCCUCAAAUACACAUCUGAUCAUUGUCAUGUCAUAUUAGCAGGCCACCAACACACUUGAAUGGAGUGACCAUCUAUCACACUGCACCGUUCAGGAUCAUCAAAGGUUACCACAGCUCAGGUUGAAUUUGGCUUUGUGCAGUGGAAUUAUACUGCUGUACUGUAUGAUAUACUGCAGAUUUACACCACAGUACCCGACAAAUAACACCACUUUAUAAGAACAAGGGGAGGUAAAGUAUAGAAGUGAUCAUGAAACUGUGACUUGAAAACAUCUUUGGUCCAUGCCUUCAUUUUCCUAAAUAAUACUUUAUCCCUUCAUCGGAAGGCAAAGCAGGGCAAUACCUCACCAGUCACCAGAUACAUUUGGCCUGUCGGAGAAAUGGCAACUUAAUAGUGUACUCAUUUAUGAAUGUUCUUUUGACUUCAGUCAUAUUGUAGGUUAGUGAGCAGUGUUAAUAACAUAAAAUUGUGCUUUCGACACAUUGGACAACUAGGAACAUUUACACUUCCCCUUUUAGAUUUUCCUAACCAUGAAUGGAAUACAUAGCAAUGUAAAUUUUCCACAGGAUUUAUAAUAAGAUGAUACAUUUCAAAAUGUGGAAAUGAACAAGGUAUAGUGGCACCACUGUUAAGGGCGGAGUCUGGAGUUUACCCAGAUCCCCCAGGGUAGGCAGAGAAAUACAAAAUAAAAAGAGUAGGUACGAUGAAGUUUGUUUUUAUCCAUAAGUGUCCAUUUCUGCAAAAUCUUCCAGUUUCAUUAGUUUAUAGUUUGAGUUGCCAAGAUGAAGGAAAAUAAAAACCUGUGACAUCUUCAAAUUGUCUUCCCUGAUACAAGACUAUAUGGGCAGACCCUUUCCUGUACCACACAAUAAAGUCAUAACAGAGAAGGGAAUGCCUGUUGAAGUGCAAUAGUCCUUUAAACAGUUAAGACUUGUAGCAGCUUAAUCACAUCUGUUACUUUUUAGCACUUUAUUUCUUAAACAGUGCAGAUGUUUAAUAACGGCUCAGGAACGUGUCAUUGAUGUUAGAGGAUUCAUUUUCUUAAGUCUCAGAACUCAAAACAAGCCAAUCAGAAGGAAGGAGAGAAACACUGGAAGGAAUGUAACAUUUGAAUAAGUUAACAUCCUAAAUGUUAACUCUGGCAGAAUUCCCCUUUAGAAGAAUUGUGAAAAUGUUUAUUUUGCUGCUUGCUGGUCUAAGCUGUUGUAUUUAUGUAUUGUUGUUGGAUUACUUCUGUUUGUUUGUGGAUUGUACCCACUAUGAUUUAUCUCUUUAUCCUGGGUUAAUGAACAGCUCAUUUGGAGGAGCACGUGGACACUUUCUGUGUAAACAUGUCACUGCCCAUGUUCUUGUGUUCUUUUAUUCAUAAUCCUGAAAUUUACACUCAUCCAACCACUCUCAAUAUUUAUUCAAUAUUUUUGGGUAAGUGUGCUUGGUGAGCAGUACAUAUUAAUAAUAUUAUUAUUAUCAUUAGUAAUGCUAAACUAGUCAAUUCCCAAAUGCACACACAGCCACAUUGAAUAUACAGUGUGUACGUGGCCUGUUUGACCUCUGUCACAGUUGGCUGAAAGUUCAACCAACCAACAAGAACUUUCAGAUGAAUGGUGAUUUUUAACAUGUCACUGUGUUGUAUUAGAGUUUGCUACAAUGUUGCUAGAAUCAAUUUGAUCAGCAUUUUGUAGUGUAAUGUGAGUGAAGCUGAUAAGCUGACAUUGACCAAAUGUACUGAGUUCUUUUAACUACUGAACCCUAUCUGCUGCUUGUUGUGUUUUAUUUGUUUUACUUUGCUGACGUCAGCUUUUACCAGCAGUCCCUGCUUGCAGUCUCCAGGAUUACAAAUCAAUCUUUAUCUAAAAAUGUCCAGUAAAUACCAAGUGAAUCUGGAAUUCCAUGAAGUUCUUCACCAGUGAAUCCUUUCUUUUUUACAAUGCAGUGCUGAAAUACUGAUUUUCUGAUACUGAGUGGGCUCUCCUCGCCAUCACACAUAUUGUAGCGAGAGUGUUUCUAGUGUUUAAUAACAGUCACCUAGUGGCCUGAACUGUAUCUUUACAUUCAGAACUAUGACCUCAAAACUAGAAUGUGGUUGUUGUCAACUCUUGUCAUUUGACCUUGUAUUUGACCCUAGACUUAAAUGGAAUAUUCAGUGCUAGAGAAUACAUUUAUGUAAUGCAUACUGCAUAUUAUAACAGUAGAGGGUGCGCUUUGAAUAAAAAAAAUCCAUGGGG